AUGGUGAGCAAGUUUAACAACAAUCCAGGAAAAACUCAUUGGUCUACAGUUAAAAGGACUUUCCGGUAUUUAAAAGGAACAUCCAAGAUGAGAUUGGAAUUCUCAGCUGAAGAAAUUGGAGAGGUUAUUGGGUAUUGUGACGCUGAUUGGGCCAGCGACAUUGACGAAAGACGAUCUUGCAUCGGGUAUGUGUUUAUAUUACAAGGUGGAGCAAUGUCAUGGAAUUGUAAAAGACAAGCUACAGUUGCGUUAUCUACCACGGAAGCAGAGUAUAUGGCGCUCAGUUCAGCGACUCAAGAAGCGAUAUGGCUGAAGUAA
Molecule: messenger RNA, 318 nt
Organism: Neodiprion virginianus
Lineage: Eukaryota; Metazoa; Arthropoda; Insecta; Hymenoptera; Diprionidae
Product: secreted RxLR effector protein 161-like
Exons: 1
Coding region: 1-318 (105 amino acids)
Source: RefSeq, a predicted model, not a curated record